Molecule: messenger RNA, 1986 nt
Organism: Adineta ricciae
Lineage: Eukaryota; Metazoa; Rotifera; Eurotatoria; Adinetida; Adinetidae
Source: the annotation of a GenBank genome assembly
AUGUUACCGCAAGAAGGACGCACUCACGGCCGACAACUUCAUGAAGCGAUGUCUACAUUUCAAUCGUUUGCCAAUAUCAAAUCACAACCGAGAGUGCCGCUGAAAAAUCAGCAGUGCCAGUGUGUAUGGUUUUAUAAUGAUAGUAUUUCGAAAGACAUACGUGAUGAUUUACAGUUUAAUCUGAACGAAAUAUUUCUUCGUCUGCAGACUUCCACGGCAAGGGACGAAGUAACAGAGUUUCUAUGUCACACAAGUCUAAAAAAAAUUUUCUUUAUCAGUUCCGGCGAAGACGCUGAGAAUUUAUGUAGAUUUGUAACAGCACAACAGCGAUUCAAAGACAGUUACAUCUACGAAUUAAAGUUAGACAUUGAUGAUGUACCCAGUAAUGGCUCAGAAGGUUGGACAGUAUGCAGUAAUAUAGGUGAUUUAUGUAAAAAUGUUCACACGGAUUUAACGAAAGCACUCAAAAACAUGGAUCCUGGUUAUCAAGUACCGAGCGAUGCUGCUGAUACCAUACCUGAUCUGUUUCCUGCAUUUGAACUAUUUAAUUUAACUAAUAAACAAGUCUGGUGUCAGUUUUUAAACAAAAACUGUCUGAGAUUCGUUCUCUUUCGUUUAAUUUAUCAAAUUCUCUUUGAGAUGGAACAUGAUGCGUCCGCUCUGGACGAAAUGUGCAGUUACUUUCGGAACGAAUACAAGUCAAAUCCCAGCCAAUUAAAAUCGAUCGAUAAGUUCAAAGCAAACUACGAUGUCAGUCACACGGUGAAAUAUUACACCGAACAUCAAUUUCUCUAUUCUCUGAUCAACCAGGCACUUCGAUCUGAAGAUUUUAAUCGAAUUUUCACAUGCCGUUAUUACAUAUCUCAUCUGGACCAACGGUUGACUACAUAUGUGGAGAAUUCAAAUACUUCGUUGACGGAAAAGUUGGUUUUUCAUGGCAAAAAACUACCGACUGCUGUACUGCAGCAACUGAAUGAUAGCCGUGGGAGUUUAAUAUCCAUUAAUGGCUUCCUUUCGACGUCGAAAAGCUGUGUAGUCAGUGCGAAUUAUACUGGUGCAGAUACGGACAUUUCUGGAUAUGAAAGUGUUAUGUUUACGAUGACAAUUGACAGUACGACAAAGACAAAGAUGAAAUAUGCCGAUAUUACAAAUGAAAGUAAACAUCCACAGGAAAGAGAAAUUCUUUUUUCUGUUGGUUCUGUGUGGAAAAUUGAUGAGGUCAUAGAUGGUCUCGUUUGGGAAGUCAAACUUACCUUCUGCGAUCAGAUCGACAUUGAACUCGAAGAGAUCCACCAACGCCUGACGAAUGGUCCCACAUUUCUGUCACUAGGAAACGUGUUACGAGAACUGGGCGAUAAAAUCAAUGCUGAGAAUUAUUACUAUCGUAUGCUCGAUACACCCGAUCUUUCACGCGAAAUUCGUGGACAUACAUAUUAUAACAUUGGAACGUUAGCAGCUGAACAGGGUAGAUACCGUGAUGCGCUGAAAAGCUUUAGAUUAGCAGAAGAACUUAUUUCCAGUGAAUCAGAAAAAGAUGUGAAUUCGAAAACCCUGAAUGAUCUAAUAUACCAUCAUAAUAUACGACCCACGCGUUUACGUAUCUGGAACAGUUUAGGUUUAUUGCAUUACAAGAACGGUGAUUGUAGAAAUGCUCGUAGUUCGUUUGAACAAUCGUUAGAAGAACAUGGACAUCCACUGGAAAAAGCAAUAGUACAUAAUAACCUAGGUUUGCUUGAAUUCGACUAUGGAAAUUAUCGAAAAUCGUAUGAACAUCAUGAGAAAGCAUUCAAUCUUUCCAGAAAGUAUAUUUUUGUACUAGAAUUCCAUGAUAAUUGGAGUAGAGUUAACGAUCUUCUUUCUGAAACAACAGAACACGCCACAGUACUGCAACCCGUAGCUAAAUCUCGUUCAUCUACGUGUUCUGACGAGUUUUUAAUGACAAUGACAAUAGGUCAAAUUUUGUAUGACUCAGGAAAUAAAGAUUAG